AACUCACAUGGAACUCCUGGCCGGUUCUGUCCCGCGUGCAGCCUGUCCGAGCAUUCACGGACUAGUCCGAGCUCGUGGAUCUAAUCUGUCGCUCUUGAUUACCAAACUUCACACACGACUAUUUUAGAGCAGUUAUUUGCGGCAAACUCGAUAGCUGGCUUCUAAACCUGCACAGAAAGACUUUGUUUACACAUUUGACAGCUGUAGCACACACUGGCAGCCGGCCACAUCACUAAAGGACAAAUCGUUCAUCUCCGGAUUUAUUUUUAAAAAGCCACGGUAACGGUUACAGAACAAAUUAACAAUUUAAAGCGUCGGUGACAGCUUUUUAACGAUCGAGAUGACGGAAGAACUUGAGCAGAUUCUGUCGCAGCUGACACAGCCUGACAAUGCAGUUAUUCAGCAGGCCACAGCCCAACUAAAACAGGCUUUUAAAGAUCCGGCCAUCAUACCAGCCCUGUGUACUGUCAUGAGUGGUUCCCAAAACCCUCAGAUUCGCCAGUCAGCUGCAGUGAUGCUGAGGCUGAGAGUAAAGAAGCACUGGAGGAAAAUAAGCCCUAGUGACAGAGAGAGCCUAAAAACAGUGGUGUUGCAAGCCUUCAUGCAGGAAUCAGAGCACACAGUGCAGCACUCGCUCUCCCAGCUAUGCGCAGUCAUGGUUAAACAUGAGACACCAGACCGCUGGCCUGCCCUGCUGCAGCUUCUUAAUCAGUCAACUAAGAGCACCAACCCUCAUGACAGACAGGUUGGCCUCCUGUUGCUGAAUAAGGUGAUAGAGUCCAACCCUGAACCUUUCAAGCCUCAUUACUGCGAGCUGCUACAGCUGUUCAGUACUGUGCUGCAGGACCUCAACAACCCAACAGCUUUGUACUACUGCAUCCUCACGAUUACAGCCAUAACUGGCUACACUGGCACAGAUGAAAUUAAGCUGAUGCAGUCUAUCAUCCCAAAUUUGACUGUUGCGCUAAAGCACCUCAUCAAAGCAGAUCAGGAUCAAGCCAGUGAGGCCAUGGAGGUGUUUAUUGAGCUCAUGGAGAUUGAGGUGUCCAUUAUCAUGCCUCAUGUUGCUUACAUUGUUAAUUUCUGCCUGGAGGUGGGCAGCAACACGGAACUGAGCGACUCGCUGCGAGUGAAAGCGCUCUCCUGCAUCACUUUCCUCAUCAAGCUAAAGAGUAAGACGGUGUUGAAGCUGAAGCUGCUGAACCCCAUCCUGCUAGCCAUUUUCCCUAUUCUCACUGCAGCCCCUCCACCUGGUGAACAGGAUCCCGAGGAUGAGGAUGACGACAGUGGCAAUGGCACAGACAAUGAAAACCCCAAACACUGCGCAGCUCAGAUGAUUGACACUAUGGCGCUCCACAUGCCUCCAGAACAACUGUUUAAACACAUCAUCCCCCUCACUCAAGGCUGCCUUACCAGUGAAAACCCCUAUCAAAAGAAGGGGGGUCUCAUGUGUCUUGCUGUGCUGGCUGAAGGAUGUGCAGACCACAUACGCACCAAGAUGCUGUCAUCAGUGCUGCAGACAGUAUGCCAGAGUCUUUCAGACAGCAAUCAGGUGGUGCGCAAUGCUGCUUUGUUUGCCCUCGGCCAGUUCUCUGAACAUUUACAACCUGAAGUGAGUAAGUACUGUGCAGAAUUGAUGCCUUUGCUGCUGGGCUACCUUUCAUCCCUGAAUGAGACCAAAGUCGGACAUGUCACUAAAGCCUUUUAUGCUCUGGAGAACUUCAUGGAGAAUCUAGGAGCUGAUAUUGAGCCCUACCUGCCCACUCUGAUGAACACCAUGUUGUCUGCUCUCAACAACACCAGCAACCUCAAAAUAAAAGAACUGGCUGUGUCUGCCAUUGGUGCCAUUGCAAAUGCUGCCAAGGAGCUGCUGGUUCCCUACUUCCCUCCAAUUAUUGAAAGCCUCAAGGGUUUCCUGACCACCACCACAGAGGAGAUGAGGUCUCUGCAAACUCAGUCUUUAGAUACUCUGUCCGUACUGGCCCGCACCAUUGGCAAAGAUGUCUUCAGUCCUCUUGCAGCAGAGUGUAUUCAGCUGGGCUUAAACCUCACUGAUGCCAUUGAUGACCCUGAUCUGAGACGCUGCACGUACAGUCUGUAUUCUGCCGUAUCCACCGUCAAUCCUGAAUGCUUGACUCCCCACCUCACUGCCAUAACAACCGUAAUGCUGCUCGCCUUAAAGUCCAAUGAAGGCAUCACGGCUCACCUCGAAGAGGAUAAGACUUUUGUCUUACUAGAUGAGGAUGACGACGAUGACCAUGACAACAAUGGAGAAGAAAAAGCUACAGAGGACUUUUUGGGAGAUGAGCCAGAGCCAGAGACAGACAUCAAUGAUGUUGCAGGGUUCAGUGUAGAAAACUCCUACAUUGAUGAGAAGGAGGAUGCCUGCGAUGCUCUGGGAGAGAUUGCCUUCAGCACUGGUGCUGCCUUCCAGCCCUUCCUGGAGUCCAGCUUCCAGCAGGUUUAUGAGAUGAGAGAUUUUCCCCACGAGGACGUCCGCAGGGCAGCACUGGGAGCCAUGGGCCAGUUUUGUCGAGCUCAGCACAAAGUGUGGAAGGAGAAUACUACUGAUGCCAACCACCAGGCCCUGCUGAAGUUACUGGAUGUGGUGCUUCCUUGCUUUCUGGAAACGGUGCGAACAGACCGCGAACGCCAGGUUGUAAUGGGUGUCCUCGAAACCAUGAACAAUAUGAUCAAGUCCUGCAAGGAGGAGGUUUUCAAAAACCCGUCACGCCUCAAGGAGAUCUGUAAUGUCAUACGUGACGUGCUCGCAAAGAAGACUGCUUGUCAGGAUGGGGGUCAUGAUGAAGUUGAUGAUGAAGAUCAACAGGCAGAGUAUGAUGCCAUGCUCCAGGAAUUUGCAGGGGAAGGAAUUCCCUUGUUGGCCUCAUCUGUCCCUGCAGACAAGUUUGCUCCUUUUCUCAACGACCUGCUGCCUCCGAUCAUGAGCAAAGCUAAAUCCUCGUGCACCGUGGCAGAUAGAUCCUUUUCUGUGGGUACUAUUGGAGAAAUCCUCCAAGCCCUGGUGAGUGCACCAGGAGGCCGAGGGCUGGCAGGCCGACUGUCCAAUCGCUUGCUUCCCGUGCUGGUUGCCGGAGUGAAGGACCGCGAUGCCGAGGUUCGCAACAACAGCGUGUUCGGGCUGGGAAGCCUGGCUGAAGCAGCUGGACCUGUCAUCGUAACAGACUAUCCCAUGAUGUUGUCUGUGUUUUCUAACCUGCUAACCAAGGAGUCUGACCUCAGGGUGAUCGACAACCUGUGUGCUGCCCUCUGCAGGAUGAUCAUGAGCAACGUGGAUGCUGUUCCUCUGGAGCAGGUUGUGCCUGCCCUGGUGACACGUCUUCCACUGAAAGAGGAUCUUGAGGAGAACAAAACUGUGUAUAACUGCCUGGCUAUGCUCUACAAACACAAUCCUGUCCUGAUUGUAAAGUUAAUGAAGCCCAUAGUUGCUGCUUCCAGUGACGUGAUCGACAACAAGGACGUUGAUAAAGAAACUCAGAACACUUUGCUUGUACUGAUGAGAGAAUUCGCUCAGAACCACGCCGCAGACUUCCAAGCUGCUGCACGCUCCCUCCCUGCAGAGAAGCAAGCCAAACUCAGCGCAGCCAUCAGCACUUCAUAGCUGAAACACACCCUUCUUCUUACUGGUGGCAGCCAGCCAAGACGAUUAAUUUUAUACUGUAGGUGGGGAAUGGGACGUUUGUGUGCUACGUUUCUCCAGAAUGAUCUAAAUACUGCACUUCAGCUGUUCUACUAAAGUUCUAACAUUCAG
Molecule: messenger RNA, 3772 nt
Organism: Melanotaenia boesemani (Boeseman's rainbowfish)
Lineage: Eukaryota; Metazoa; Chordata; Actinopteri; Atheriniformes; Melanotaeniidae
Gene: ipo4
Product: importin 4
Exons: 30
Coding region: 341-3622 (1093 amino acids)
Biological process (GO): protein import into nucleus
Cellular component (GO): nucleus; cytoplasm
Molecular function (GO): nuclear import signal receptor activity; small GTPase binding
Source: RefSeq, a predicted model, not a curated record